This is a messenger RNA of Drosophila busckii, 6850 nucleotides long. It is a transcript of the gene teq, whose product is annotated as Tequila. Gene Ontology annotation, biological process: proteolysis. The record is from RefSeq and is a predicted model, not a curated record. Bases 397 to 6750 code for a protein of 2117 amino acids. Lineage: Eukaryota; Metazoa; Arthropoda; Insecta; Diptera; Drosophilidae. Gene Ontology annotation, molecular function: serine-type endopeptidase activity; chitin binding; protein binding. Gene Ontology annotation, cellular component: extracellular region; membrane. The transcript is spliced from 13 exons.
CCCUAUAGUAAAUCACAUCAAGAGCUAAAAAAAGGUGGACUCAUCAUUAGGCUAAACAUAAUAAAUGCGUGGAAUACCCCAAAGACACACAUAAAGUAAACAAAAUGAAACCAAAACAAUAGCGAUAAGCGCUACAGAUUGCUAAGAACGAUAAGGCGACAGUCAAUUGCCGGCAGCCUCAUCCCAGGCAGAUAGAAGCCCCCACGGAAUUGAAAUUUCAGUCGAGUCUGUGACUUGAACGGCUAAACAACGAACGAAUAAUUCAAAAAAUUCGCAUUUCAAUUGCUUUUUAAAGACAGCGGCGCUAUCAGUGACAAGUGUAGCUUAUAUACUAUAUAUACAUAAAGACAAUUGAUAUAAUUUAUAUAUAUAAAUUUGUGUAAUUGAAACGAGUCAAUGAGCUGCAGCAUACGCUGUGUGGGAUUGGGGCUGCUGCUGCUGCAGCUAGUCCUGAAUCCAACCCAGGCUUAUCAUUAUGGCGCACAGGCUGGGUUAUCAGCACCGCACUUGACUUAUGCCAAUCAAGAGCAGACGCCGCAGGCAGGCAAUGCGGUCUGCAGUGGACACACAACGCAAUUGCAGCCUUAUGCGCAUGACUGUCAUCGAUAUAUAAGCUGUGUACAAGGACUGGCUGCUAUACAAACCUGUGCACCAGGCACGGCCUUCAAUGUGAACAGCAGGCAAUGUGAUGCGCAGAGUUCGGCAAGCUGCAAUGGCGGAGCAGGUGGCGGAGCGGCACAUUCGGCGCGCUUGUUGGACGCCUCACCACAAUGUGGAGCAGGAGUAAAUGGCUUGCAAGCACAUCCUUUUGACUGCACCAAGUUCUUGAACUGCGCCAAUGGACGCACAUUUAUACAGGACUGUGGACCAGGCACUGCCUUCGAUCCUGUAAUGUUAAUCUGCGAUUAUAAGCAUAAAGUCAAUUGCGGUGCAGGCGGCGCUGGAGUGGGACGUGCGCAGCCAGCGCCACCACCAACACCACCACCAGUACACACUCAUGCUUUGAGCUAUACACCUUUGACUGGCGGCGUGCCUGUGGUUAUCUCUAAGCCUGUGAUUACAUCCGGCAGUGAAUUUAGCUGUCCACCAGGUAUGCGUCGUAACUUUGCACAUCCCACUGAUUCCACCAAGUACAUCAAGUGUGGCAUUGAAGUGCAGGCUAUUGUAGCAAGUUGUCCGCCCGCUCAUUUAUUCGAUGCUCAGAGCUCGGUUUGUAUUGAAUAUCCUGCUGCGAGAAAUUUGAAUGCCAACCUGAGUGAUUUGCUUUGUCCUGGUGGUGUUGAGGGCUUGUUCCUGCAUCCCUUUGAUCACACCAAGUUGCUCAAUUGCAAAGCUGGACAGCUUGCUGUGCAGAGCUGUGGGCCUCAGGAAGCUUUUAGCAUAUCCAAAGGUCGUUGUUUUGCCAAGCAUCUUCUAAGUUAUAGCGACUAUGUGGCCUUCAUAGUGUCUGAGAUUAGCACUGAGUAUUCACUCGAACUCAAGCGUUGUCCUGGCGGCACCGAAGGCCUGCAUCCUUAUCCCUACGAUGCUAGCAAGUAUAUUCAUUGCGCUGCGCAGGGUCAAUUGAGCGUAAGGAGCUGUGAGUGGGAUAAUGCGUACAGCAUUUCGCAGCGCGCUUGUCGCCUAAGUCAUUUGGUUGCUGACACAGAUCGCGUCAAGUUUCUGGGCGAAUUAACUGUGCAAAGCACCUAUAGCUAUAAAGAUAGUCAAAUCUUUCAAUCUGCGCUAAAUGCUUGUCCUGCCAGUUUGUCCGGCAGCUUUGCUUAUCCUUUCCACGCUGGCUACUUUGUUGAGUGUCAGCAUGGCUUGUUGCAAGUGCAGCAAUGUGUGGCAGGCAGUUACUACAGCAUUUCCAAGCGGCGUUGUGUGCCCAAGCAGCAGCUGCUGGCGCAUGAAUAUUUGGACUAUGCGUAUAUAGAUGUUUAUCUGAACACAAACUUUAUGCGUGAUCUAACGACGGUAACAUGUCCUGCGCAAGCGCAGGGCUACUUUUUGCAUCCUUUCGAUUGCACCAAGUAUUUGAUAUGUCGCAAUCAACAAACUUUGGUGGAGUCCUGCGCACAUUCCGAGGUGUUUAGCAUUGCCAAGCGCGAGUGCGUAGCGCGGGAUCAGCUGGCGGGUGAAUACGAUCGCGUGGAGUAUUUAGUGGAGACGCAGCAUGAGUUCUCAGAGCAGCAGGCACCCAAUUCUGGCACCUUAGGGUGCCCAGCUCAAGUCUAUGGACUCUAUGCGCAUCCAUUCGAUGCCAGCAGCUAUGUCUCCUGUGUAGAUGGACAAACUUUGAUAAGACAAUGUGCGCCACAGGAUUACUACAGCAUAUCGCGUGGAUAUUGCAUGAAGGCAGCGCUGGUGGCAAGCAAUGAUCGUGUUAGCAGCUUGCAACAAGGCGUGCAGCAGCUGGAGCAGCAGCAAUCCGUUAGUUGUCCCCCAAACGCUGUUGGCAACUUUGUGUAUCCCUUUGAUUGCCGUCGCUAUUUGAGCUGCGAACAAGGCGUUACUUUGCUCAUGCAGUGCCCCAAUGACCAACACUACAGUCUCAAUCAGCGCAGCUGUCAGUCCGCCUUGAAUGUGCCGCGUCAGGAUCGCGUUGCGCUCAGCAGCGAGUUGCAGCUGUACUACGAUUGGUGGAUGCAAAUGAAGCAACAAUUACAUGCAACUGCCAGCUUGAAUAUAUUUUGUCCUGUGGGCUUGCAGGGCAGCUAUCCGCAUCCUACGCUGCCGCAUUCCUAUUUGAGUUGCGCUGGUCAAGCGCAGGCGCAAGUGCUCGACUGUCCCUUGGGGCAUAUUUUUAGCGUUUCGCAGCGUAUUUGCUUAGUUGACUCACAGGUGGCAGCUUACGAUCGCUGUGACUAUCAAGCUGCCACAAAUGCUGGCAGCUAUGGCUGGCAAGCGCCCUAUGAUGGGCGCCAGUCCAAGUCGCAGCAGUUUGGCAAUCGCUGGAGCAACAUGAACAUGCAACGACCAGCUGGUGUGGGCUUUGUGCAACAAUAUCAUCAAACACUGCAGCAACAGCAGCCGCCGCCAAGCAGCAGCAAAGGCUACUGGUCUGGCUCUUCCACUCAGCAGCAGACUCCAGAGCACAGCGUGCUUUAUGUACAAGGCUCAAUGCAACCGAAUCGUAAUUAUGCCACAACCAUAGCCCGCAACACAAUCUAUAAAGCUCCGCUAGCGCCCAUGCAAACCACGCCCAGCACGCCCAUUUAUUGGGCGCAGCCACAGCCGCGUCGCAUUGACUUGACCGACAGACAGCCAGAUUAUGCCGCUACACACACUUAUCCCAUUUAUCAAAAGCCCUCGCCUGCUGCUCCGCCACACAGUGCUGCGCCUUUGGAUGAGUCCAAUCUCUUUGGUGGCUUGCAGCCGCCAACAACACCACAAACACCUCGUGGCUUUAGAGCUAGAGAUCAGCUGCCGAACGAGUCCAGACAGCAACCAGUUGACCUGACAGGCCAAGAACCCUUAGAUUUAGACUAUGACGAAGCGCCAAGAUUAGAAACAAAUGCUCAUGGAGUUUUUAGUGGCGUGCAGCCGCCUUUAGCGCAAUCAACAACGCCACAAACACCUCGUGGCUUUAGAACUAGAGAUCAGCUGCCAAAUGAGUCCAGACAGCAGCCAGUUGACCUAACCGGACAAGAGUCCAUAGAUCUAGACUACGGCGAGCCGCAGCGGCCAGAGACAAAUGCUCAUGGACUCUUUAGCGGCGUGCAGCCGCCUUUAGCGCAAUCAACAACACCUCAUGGCGUUAGAGCUAGAGAUCAGCUGCCAAACGAGUCCAGACAACAGCCAGUUGACUUAACCGGACAAGAGUCCAUAGAUCUAGACUACGGCGAGCCGCAGCGGCCAGAUACAAAUGCUCAUGGGCAACCGCUUCCUGACACUUUUGCUGCACAGCCAGCGCGUCCAGUCUUAAAUGAAUCCAAUCUUUUUGGUGGCUUGCAGCCGCCUGCUCCCACACAACAAUCCCAGCCCACUCCAGCCAAUCAUAGACCCACAGUUCCUUCCACCACGCCCACUAACUUUCCCUUAUAUGCCACCAAAGCUCAUUUUACGCCAGUGCAGCCUCAUUAUAGUCCCAGCUAUGCGGGUGUAGCGCAUUCCCACAAUGCCAGCUGGCAACAGCCUGAUCCCUUUAAUCCAGCCGAUGAUUAUGAUUAUGAAGAUGAAGGCACCACUAAGCGGCCGCAGCUGGCGCCACCGCCUUUUAAGCAUCAGUUCUAUAAUAAUCCAAUUAAUAAAACUCAGCUGGACGCGCAAGCGCUGAGUGCAGCUCUGAAGCUUAUGCUGCAUCCUUAUGCGCAUCACAGCAGCAAUGUGUCGGAGCAAGCAGAGGCUGCCAUAAUCACCGCCAUAGUUAAACCACCCACAGUGGCUGCGCCCAAACCCACAGCUUUGCCUACGAGCAGCAGCAGCACGACUCGACGACAACCGGACGAUGAAGUUGAGCUGAUUGUGGCUGGCGAACAGUCAAGCUUGCAACAUGCUGACCAUGACUCUGUACUUCCAGAUGUGCUGGAGUCCUCGCGCACUGAGCAUACCCUCUAUCCGACCACAUACACCAGCAGCUAUGACACGACGGACUUGCAACGCAGCACACGCAAAGUUGAUACUGAAACUGAGAAUUGGCAGACGCAUGGUCACAAUCGUGAAUAUCACCAGCGUCAUCCAAAUUUGCCCGAUCCUUUCGAUAAGCCACAGCAGCACUCCUUUCCCCACCACCAACACCACCACCACCACCACCAUCACCAUCAUAACCACCAGCAGCAACAACAUACGCCCGAAUUCCAUGCGCAGCAUCCCAAUCUACCCAAUCCCUUUAGGGAAGCAGCCAAGUCAAGCGAAGAAAUUGAAGAGCUCGAGCCUGCUGUGAAUCCCAAGCAAGAUGCUGAGGAGUACAAGCCUGUGCCGCCCCAGAUUAACUUACGCAGCAGUUUUGACAAUGCCUGUGAAUUCGACUGUGGCGGUGGCAAGUGUGUGAAGCAGGUUGAAGUUUGUGAUGGCGUCAACAACUGCGGCAAUCGCCAGGAUGAGCUGAGAUGCGAGCAUUUGGGCUAUCAGCUGCGCUUGACAGGCGAAAGUCCACACAUGGGCAGAAUCGAAGUCAAGGUCAAUGGCCAGUGGGGCUAUGUGUGCGAUGAUAAGUUUGGUCUACGCGAUGCGGAUGUGGUCUGCCAUGAGCUCGGCUUCAAGCUGGGCGCCGCCGAGGUGCGUGGCAAUUCCUACUACGAGCCACCAGAGCGCAACUUCAACUAUGUUAUGGAUGAGAUCGAGUGUCGUGGCAAUGAAACGCAGCUAAAGGAUUGCGACUUUAAGGGCUGGGGCGUGCACAAUUGCGGCGUGGAUGAGGUAGUGGGCGUGGUUUGCAAAGUGCCAGUGCUGAAGUGUCCCAAUAACUAUUGGCUUUGCCACACCUCCAAGGAGUGCAUACCACCUGCUUUUGUCUGCGAUAAUACGCAGGACUGUGCGGAUAAAUCAGAUGAAAGCGAUGCAGUUUGCAAGGCAGCUAUUGAGUAUCGCUUGGAGGGCGGACGUGCUGCUAAUGAGGGACGUCUGGAGGUUAAAUAUCAUGGCGUUUGGGGCAGCGUUUGCGAUGAUGAUUUCAAUCUAAAAACUGCGCAGGUUGCCUGCAAUUCCUUGGGCUACUAUGGCAGACCUAAACUGGAAAAGAAUGUGUUUGGUCCCAGCAGCGGUCCCAUUUGGCUGGAUCAGGUGCUUUGCUUUGGCAAUGAGAGCAGCAUAGACAAGUGCAGUCACUGGAACUGGGGCGAGCACAACUGCAAUCAUACCGAGGAUGUGGGUUUGCGCUGCAGCGUAGGAGCGCGUCCGCGUCAGCAGCGCACGCGACUUCAAGCGCUGGGCAACAAUCAGUCCGCUGCUGUGCAGUCCGCCAGCAGCGUCAGUCUAUCCGACAUUGGUUUAUGGGAACGCUCGAGCAAAGCUCUGCGCACGCCCAGACGCUGUGGCAUAUUCAAAGACGAUCUGCACGAUGAGUUUGCGCAUCCAGAGCAGCGUGUGGUGCAGGGCAGCAUUGCAAAGCGUGGUCGUCAUCCCUGGCAGGCUACUAUAAGAACACGUGGACGUGGCGGCAUCUCUAGUCAUUGGUGUGGCGCUGUAGUUAUAUCCAAGCGGCAUUUGCUUACUGCUGCUCACUGUCUUUAUGGUCAUCCCAAGGGCGCUUACUUUGUGCGCGUGGGUGAUCAUUAUGCCAACAUAGCGGAGCACUCCGAGUCGGAUUCCUUUAUAGACACUUGGUAUACACACGAGCAAUUCAGACAGCCCACGCAUAUGAAUAAUGACAUAGCUGUGGUGGUGCUAAAGACGCCGCUUAAGUUCAAUGACUAUGUGCAGCCGAUUUGUCUGCCCGAGCCGGGUGCGCCGCUUGUGGAGAAUCGCACCUGCACUAUUUCAGGCUGGGGCUCCAUUAAGUCGGGUGUGUCCACUCCUGCGCAGGAGCUGAGAUCAGCACAGCUGCCCAUUUUGCCAGACGCCACUUGUAAGCAGCUUAAUGUUUAUGGCGAGGCCAUGACCGAAGGCAUGUUCUGCGCUGGUUCCAUGGAUGAAAGCGUGGAUGCCUGCGAAGGCGACUCCGGUGGUCCGCUAGUCUGCUCCGAUGAGGAUGGUGAAACCUUGUAUGGCAUUAUAUCCUGGGGACAGCAUUGCGGCUUUCAGAAUCGUCCUGGCGUCUACGUGCGCGUCUGUCAUUAUAUUGAUUGGAUUUACGAAAAGAUUAAUGAAAGUCUUAAGCGCUUCUGAGCUGCGCUGCUUUAUCUUUUAAUUUGACUUUAUUUAAAUGCACAGCGCUGUAGCUUUAAGCACAUAAUCAAUGCUAAUAAAACGCACAACAAACAGCAAA